AUGAUAUUACUUUUUGGGAGUGUUGAGGUAGUUGCGGUUGUUGUUGUUAUCAUUUUAUUUAUUGCCCUGAUUAAACAUAUUGAUGAAGGUACCUUAGAAGAUCAAAAAAGAAAAAUUUUCUUUUUUCCACAAUAUAAUAAUACUACACACCAAUUUGAAUGUACUAAUGUUAAUUUAGAUAAUACAGUACUUCAAGAUAAAUCUAGUAAUACUACUAUUCUCCAACAAAUCGCUGAGUUUGGAGCUAUUCUUGGUUUACUUUUUAAUGUGGCCGUUUAUGGUGUGACCUCCAAACUUAGUUUUAAAAAUACAUGUAUUGUAGAUGAUUUGUUAAUUCUUACAUGUUUUUUGGUCCCUAUCAUUUCGUGGUUCUUCCUUACCAAAUCUGUUUAUGUUUUUGCCUAUGACCAUAAUUAUCCUGAUAAACUUGCUUGGGUAAUAGCACUUUUCGCAAUUGCUCUUUUAGUUACUUUUUUAUUCGUUUGCUACGUAGUAUGUUGUUUUCAUAAUAUAUCCAUAUUUCCUUUGAAAUCUUUAAAAUCUAGUCUAUUCAAUCACGAUUUUUAUGAUAAACUUAAGGGAUUUAUUAUAUGGAUUAGUUUUUUUAAUUCUAUUCUAAUUGCUAUAUUUGAUCUAACCGAAGAAUUAAUUCAUAAUGAUAGAAAUUAUCCUGAUCCUGAAAAGCGGGAUUUACCAUUUAUAAAUGCUCUUAUUAAUUUUGAUUUUUUAAGUUCCCUUACCGAUUUUUUUUAUUUUUUUUCAAGUUUUUGGUUACUUAUAUCAUAUUAUCAACAUAAACCAUUUUGUCUUACAAUUAAAAAUCCAUUAGGUGAACCACAACCAAAACAUUUUAUUAGAAAAAGACUUUUCUUUUUUGUUAUAUUCAUUUCUAUAAUAGAAUGUUUUUUUGAAUAUAAUGGAAAUUGUACGCCUAAAGUAACCAAUAGCAUUUUUUUCUUCAUUCUUACUACUGUUAUAACUCGUUCAAUUGCCUCUUUCUUUUCUAAUGAUAAAAAUUUCAGAGUUGAACUCAUUGCAAAAUAUGGUGAUAGAUUUAAAAAUCCAAAAUUAUAUAACUUUGUUUUUUUACGAAUUCGGGAUACAACACAAGUAAUUGACUUUUUAGGCGAACAAAGGCUCUAUUUACAAGUUGAUCUAGAUAUUAAUGAUGAAGAAUUAAAAAUAAUUGAAGAUAUUCAAAGACUUUAUCUGAAAAAACCACAUGAACGAAGUGAUGAAUUUAAAGAAGUUUACGAAAACAUUCGUCAGAUUAUUAAUAAUCAUGACUAUAUAAAUGGAAAAUUCUCUGAAGAAAAAUUAUUCGGCAACAUAAAAUCUGAUAGUAAUCUUAUUAUCAAAGAAAUUAUCCACGACAAACUAAAAAAUGCAAAAGAUAAAACCAUUUUGGAUGAUGAUUAUCAUUGGUUAUGUAAUAAUCAUAUUCAUGGUGUAAGGUUUAUGGCCGAUAAACUUAUGAAAAACUCAGUAGGAGUUUACAUAAAUGUUCUUGAGACAGGGAUACUUCAAUAUCUUACAUAUUCACAUCGGUCAGUUGCUAAUACAAAUUCAAGAAACAUUAAAAUUGAAAAGGAUGAUUCUGACUACAAAAUAAUUAUAAGAGAGGGAAGAAUAAAAUGGAUUGUUAUUCCUGCGAUCUCAGAGCUUGAAGACUUUUCUAUUGAUGAUUGUUUAAUGGUCAAAGAAAUAAAUGAUAGAAAUAUUGAAAAUUAUAAUGAUCAUCAGAUUAAUUAUCUUAAACAUCUUUUAUUUAUUGAAAAUUUACUUAGUAAAAAAUCAUUAGAUUGA
Messenger RNA from Dentiscutata erythropus, 1806 nucleotides. The record is from the annotation of a GenBank genome assembly. Lineage: Eukaryota; Fungi; Glomeromycota; Glomeromycetes; Diversisporales; Gigasporaceae.